Messenger RNA from Drosophila santomea, 1156 nucleotides. RefSeq names its product tetraspanin-9. NCBI's taxonomy places the organism in Eukaryota, Metazoa, Arthropoda, Insecta, Diptera, Drosophilidae. Bases 218 to 907 code for a protein of 229 amino acids. Gene Ontology annotation, cellular component: membrane. The transcript has 4 exons. The record is from RefSeq and is a predicted model, not a curated record.
UAGCUGCCAGUUGAUUCGCGCAGCUCAACCACGGCGGUCGGACGUCGAAAGAUCUUUGCCCCACCGCUGUAUCCGAAAGAUACGUAUCUGACAAACGGGCUGCUGGCCAUAUAGCCAUAUAUGGAAGGCCUCUGAUGCAGUCUACUGCGCGUUGCCUUCGUACACCUCAACAGUCAGUCUCCAGCCGCAUCUAUAGGUUGAUUGAUCCACAGUAAUCAUGGGUCUGGGUGCCACCACAGUGAAACAUCUGCUGCUCUUGCUGAACUUUGUGUUUUCCGUGCUCGGGCUAGUGCUGAUCGCCUUCGGAAUUUUCUUUCUGAUCUCCGCCGCUGAGAAUGCAGUCAGCAUUGGGGAAAAUGUGGCCGGGGGCCUGAUCAUCGCCUUGGGCGUUGUCAUCUUGAUAAUUGCGAUCUUUGGCUGCCUGGCCGCUAUCCACGAGGCUCCUGUGAGGCUCCUCAUCUAUGUGGGAGCCGUGGUGCUGCUGAUCCUUGCCCAGCUGAUGUUCCUCGGCAUGUCCUCACACGGCACCAAGGACGGAAUCUCGGGCAGCAUCAACGAGGGCUUCGACCGCCUCUGGGAAUCGGAGCGCAACCAAACGGGCGCCCUGGGCUACUACGAGUCCUGGCUGCAGUGCUGCGGGGUCAACAGUUCCGAGGACUACUGGAUCAUCCAUCACGGGAUACCGUCCAGCUGUUGUCCGGAAAACAAGUGCUUGGACACGCCGAGCAGGGUUUUUAGGACCGGCUGCAAGGCCGCAUUUGUCAAGUAUCUGGACGAUAAGUUACUGGUGUUCAAAAUCGUCUGCUGGCUGCUUGUCAUCGGAGAGGCUGUGGGAGCUGUUUUCGGUUGGCUGCUUUACAGCAACGUAAAGAACCAAAGCCGCCGCAACAAUGCCGUCUGGAUGUAAGGGGUGUUCUAAGUCAUCAUAGUCUUAGUUAAUAAUAUAUUUAAAUCUGUUUUCUAAUCAAAUGUUUAUGAAUAUUUAAUAACUGAUUACUAAAGGCCAACGUAAUUUGUACAAAGAACUUAACACUUUUAAGUGCAAUUUCCAAAAAGUUUGUACUGGGAUUAAUGUGCAUAUACUGGAUUUUUGAUAACGUUAGCUACAUAAAGAUAUUUUUCUUUUAGCAAAAUCUACGUAUUUUGCUUACCAAUA